AUGGCGACCGCCGUCGAGAUGGCCAUCGAGAAGAUCGACGAGGUGAAGAGUCGGCUCGGAAGAACGCUCGGCACGCCGAUGCGCCUCCGCGAUCUGAUCCGCCAGGUGCGCGGCGCGAGGACGGCCGCCGAUGAGCGAGCCGUGGUCGACAGGGAGAGCGCCAACAUUCGCGAAAGCUUCAGAGACGACGAAUCCCCUUGGAAAUGCCGAAAUAUCGCCAAGCUGCUCUACAUCCACAUGCUCGGCUAUCCGGCCCAUUUUGGACAGAUGGAAUGCAUGAAGCUGGUGGCGCAGCCUCGAUUCACCGACAAACGCAUCGGAUAUCUGGGGGCAAUGCUGUUGCUGGAUGAGAGGGCCGAAGUCCAUCUCCUCGUCACCAAUUCCCUCAAAAACGACCUGAACUCUCAGACGCAAUUCGUGACGGGUCUCGCCCUCUGCACCCUCGGCUCGAUCUGCUCGGCGGAAAUGUGCCGUGAUUUGGCGAGUGAGGUUGAACGCCUCGUCCGCAGCAGCAACACGUACAUCAAGAAGAAGGCCGCCCUCUGCGCAUUUCGCAUCGUCAGGAAGGUGCCCGAGCUGAUGGAGGUGUUCAUCACGUGCACUCGAUCGUUGUUGGGUGAGAAGAACCAUGGGGUGUUGAUGGGUGCCACGACUCUUGUGACGGAGAUGUGCGAACGGAGCCCCGAUGUCCUCGAUCACUUCAAGAGGAUCGUGCCGAGCCUGGUGCGUAUCCUGAAGAAUCUGCUGAUGAGCGGCUACAGCCCGGAGCACGACGUGACGGGGAUCAGUGACCCGUUCCUCCAAGUGAAACUGUUGCGUCUGUUGCGUGUCCUCGGCAAAGAUGAUCCCCGGGCCACCGAGGAGAUGAACGACAUUCUCGCACAGGUGGCGACGAACACGGAGACGGCAAAGAAUGUGGGCAACGCCAUUCUGUACGAGACGGUGCUCACAAUUAUGGAGAUCAAGAGCGAGCCGGGUCUCCGCGUGUUGGCUGUGAAUAUUCUCGGACGAUUCCUGCUCAAUCCCGACAAGAAUAUCCGCUAUGUCGCCCUCAAUACGCUGCUCAAGACCGUCUCUGUCGACUAUCAGGCCGUGCAGCGUCACCGGACGACGGUUGUGGACUGCCUGAAGGAUCCGGAUGUGUCGAUUCGAAAACGUGCAAUGGAGCUGUGCUUUGCCCUGAUCAACCGUUCCAAUAUCACCCAAAUGACGACCGAAGUGCUCAGCUUCCUCGACACGGCCGACCCUGAAUUCAAGGCGGAAUGCGCAUCGAAAAUGUACGUGGCCACCGAGCGGUUCUCCCCCUCAAAGGAAUGGCAUUUGGAUACGAUGGUUCGAGUCCUCGAGCUCGCGGGAAACCACGUGCCGGACGAGGUGGUGUCGUGUAUGAUCCAGCUGAUCUCGUCGAAUCCCUCAAUUCAACACUACGCGGCAGUCCGUCUAUUCCGUGCCACGCAGACGACUGAUGUCACAAAUGCACAACCACUCCUUCAAGUCGCCUUCUGGAGUAUCGGCGAAUUUGGCGAUCUGCUGCUGCAACCCGGUGAUGAUGAUGGGGCUAGGAUUGAAGAAGACGAGGUGUUGGCCCUGUUCGAGCAAGUGCUCCCCUCCAAUUUCACCUCCCUCGUCACCAAAUGCUACGGGGUCACCGCGCUCGCCAAGCUGGCGACUCGUUUCACUUCGACGGAGCCGCGUAUCCGAGCCCUCGUCAAGGCCAAUCAAGCGCAUCUUCAUCUCGAGCUACAGCAACGAUCCAUCGAAUUCACGCGAAUUCUCGACGAUCAGGGCGACACCAAAUUCGGCCUUCUCGAGCGUAUGCCAAUCAUCCUCCAGAAUUCCCUCAACGCCGCCGCCGCCCCAAUCCAUGAUGAGGCAGAUAUGGUGGAUACGGUAGCCGCCACAGCCCCCUCGGCCAAUACAAAACCAUCUGCCAAUGAUGAUCUGCUCGGCGAUUUGGGUGGAUUGGAUCUGGGAGGAGGAGGAGCUGGAGCUGGAGCUGCUGCUCACCACAAUACGGCUGGGAAUCAGCUGUUCGAUUUGAUGGGCGGAGGGAUGGACAACACCCCGAAUAACAAUACUGCUGCUGGAGGAGGAGCAGGAGGAGGGCUGCAUGAUCUCCUUGGAGAUGCCCUUGGCGGUCUGUCGGUUUCGAACCCCCUGCCCUCAUCUACAGCCCCCUCCAAUGGCGGCGGCGCCUUCGACUUUUUCGGCGACUUUGCCGCACCUGCUAAACCGGCUGCAGCCCCGAAGAAGGUGGGCACGAUGGCGUUGAACAGCGACGGCAUCGAGGUGCAGCUCUACGUCGAGCGGGACUUUGGCAAUGGCCAAACAGCCGAACUGUGCAUCGUGGCCACCAACAACAACCCGGCCCCCAUCGCCGAUUUCGAAUUCCAGGCCGCCGUCACCAAGGCGUACAAAGUGGACAUCCGGCCGGCCAGCGGCUCUUCCCUCUCGCCGAAUGGAUCGUCGCAAAUCACGCAAACGCUGCUCGUCACCCGUCUCGACAAUGGAACGCUGAAAAUGAUGGCCCGGGCGUCGUUCAAACUGAACGGCCAGGAGAAGUCGAUCCAGGGCGUCGUCACCAAUUUCCCCGGACUCUCC
Molecule: messenger RNA, 2601 nt
Organism: Mesorhabditis spiculigera
Lineage: Eukaryota; Metazoa; Nematoda; Chromadorea; Rhabditida; Rhabditidae
Source: the annotation of a GenBank genome assembly